UAGGGAUUUAGUUGGUGGCGGCCCAACGGAGUCGACGAGACGACCUCCGUACAACAACAACAACAGCGGAACGAGAAGUCUCCCCUGAUCUGUGCUCUGGCACGUCUGAACGAUGAAGGCCAAAAACUUUCGGAAACGAAGCCUGGAUCCCGGAUGUGAAGACGAGGACGAAGACAGCCAAAAAAGAUUGUCUUUGGCCUUGGAGGAGGUGAAGUUCCUCCAGAGACAGAGAGAGAAGAAAUCCGGAAUGCCCGCUCUACCAACACCGUCCCCCUCUGCUGCUGCUGCUGCUGCUGCAGCCGGUGGCGCCUCCAAACCCAACUCUUCUGGUUUGGCUCGCAACAUUAAUGAUAAGACUGACGGCGGUGAUGUUGAGAAGGACGACUUGGUUUUGCAGGACACAUUUGCUCAAGAAACUGCUGUCAUGGUCGAGGAUCCUAACAUGUUAAGAUAUGUAGAACAAGAAUUAGCGAAGAAAAGGGGCAGAAGUGUUGAUGUUGAAAAUCAAGUUGAAAAUGAUGUGAAGCAUGCAGAGGACGAGCUGUAUAAAAUUCCAGAACAUCUGAGAGUCAAGAGACGAAACUCAGAAGAAAACUCUACUCAAUGGACCACAGGGAUUGCAGAAGUUCAGCUUCCUAUAGAGUACAAAUUAAAGAAUAUUGAAGAAACUGAAGCUGCCAAAAAGCUUUUACAGGAAAAGAGGUUUGUUGGUCGUGCAAAGCCAGAGUCCAGCCUUCCCUCAAGUUUCAGUGCAGACUUUUUUCAACGUGGCAGGGACUACACUGAAAAACUUAAAAAAGAAAAUCCUCCGGCAGCAGCAGUGGCUAAGGGAGUGAGUGAUGGUGGUUGGGAAGCUAGAUAUUCUGAUUCAGUGCCUCCUGCUGAUGCUGCGAGUCGGAGGCAAGCUGCCACAGAUGAGUUCAUGCUGGAACGAUUCCGGAAACGAGAAAGACAGCGUCUAGUCCGGAGAUAGCUCAUACAUGCACUUGUGCUUUGUGUUUUCAUUAUUCAAGGCCAUCAUCCAUUCUAGGCUCUUCUGCAGAGAGUGUGGUGGAGGAUAAAUUGUAGUAAUCAAUAUCUUUGAGUGGAUUUUUGGGAGUGUGUUUGGUGAUAUGUUGCUGGUUGAAUCACUUGGAAUGGCUGAGGACUUUGGUUGAAUGCGUGGUAGCAGUAGUUGUGGCAUUGGAAGGAGACUCGUUACAGUCAUGAUGAUGAAUUGAUGAUAUAUAUAUAUAGCACAGAUCACUAAAUUACUAUACAACACAAACGGGAAGAGAUGGCUCUAAGUUUAGUUGGAGCAACCUCUGAAUGCCCACCGGUGAAUGUCAUCGAGGAUGCAGUGUUUUAUGGUGAAUAAAUAUCAUGGAUGCUAUGUCGUAUAACCAGAAGGCUUAGGCAAGUUAUUUUGAGAGAUUAGGUUGGAUCCUGUUGUGUGAUUUUGAGUAAUUACAAAUAGUAUUAGCUAUCGUAAUCGGUGGUAUUUGUUUAUUUGAUGUAAUUAAAGUUUGUAACUAUUCUAAGCUAUAAAAUACUGUAAGGAUUUCUUUCGUUU
Andrographis paniculata is the source of this 1552-nucleotide messenger RNA. RefSeq names its product protein COP1 SUPPRESSOR 2. Gene Ontology annotation, biological process: mRNA splicing, via spliceosome. NCBI's taxonomy places the organism in Eukaryota, Viridiplantae, Streptophyta, Magnoliopsida, Lamiales, Acanthaceae. The transcript is spliced from 6 exons. Gene Ontology annotation, cellular component: spliceosomal complex. The record is from RefSeq and is a predicted model, not a curated record. Bases 113 to 973 code for a protein of 286 amino acids.